CUCCGCCGCGCGGGGGUGCUGCGCUCGGCGCUCGCUUGCUCAGGUCUGCGACGCCCGCCGCUGAGGGAGCGGCGGGAGGGCGAUGCUCGUUGCGGCCGCCCCCGCCUGAGGGUUCCGUCCGGUUCUGUCCGGUCCGGUCCCGCGGUGGUGGGCAUGGGGCUGGGCUCGAGCUCCGAGGUCCCCGACGGCGGUGCCGAGGGAUUCCACGUCCACGGGGUUCAGGAAAACUCCCCAGCUCAACAAGGAGGACUGGAACCUUUCUUUGAUUUCAUCAUUGCAAUAGGACACACUAGGCUUAAUAAGGAAAACAAUAUGUUGAAAGAUCUGCUGAAGGCAAAUGCUGAAAAAGCAGUGAAGCUGGAGGUGUAUAAUAUCAAAACAAUGAAAAUAAGAGAGGUGGAGGUGAUCCCCAGUAACAUGUGGGGAGGACAAGGUCUUCUUGGAGCCAGCGUGAGGUUCUGCAGUUUCCAGGGAGCCAAUGAACACGUGUGGCAUGUUUUGGAUGUUGAACCUGCGUCUCCUGCAGCUCUAGCUGGUCUCCAGCCGUACACUGACUACAUUGUUGGAUCUGAUCAGAUCCUUCAGGAGUCAGAGGAUUUCUUUUCACUGAUUGAAUCCCACGAGGGGAAGCCGCUGAAGCUGAUGGUUUAUAACACUGAAGCAGAUUCCAUUCGAGAGGUAGUUGUGACUCCCAAUGGAGCUUGGGGUGGAGAAGGAAGUUUAGGAUGUGGUAUUGGAUAUGGCUAUUUGCACAGAAUUCCAACACAGUCUGUAGUAUUGAAGAAAAAGCCAGAAAGCAAACCACCUUCACCCUUACCAGAAGCUGGAACUCCUGUACCAUCUACUAAUGGUUACACAGAGACUCUGUUAAUGGCACCUGCUUCUCAGAGUGACAGCUCUGAAAUAAUUAUGAACUUGGACCAUUCCACAGAUCAAGAAAUGAGUGGUUAUUCACCGGAAAGCUCCCUUUCUCCUCCCCCCCCUCUCCAGAGAGUUAUGGAUCCAGGAUUUUUAGAUAUGUCUGGCAUCUCAUUUCCUGAACUCACUGACCUAACAAAAGCGUCCAACACGUCUUCGUCUGCCUCCUUCAGCAUGCCAGCAGCAGAUGCUGUAGUAGGCACCGAAAAGUUACUGUCAAACAAUGAAGCUUCUGCUUAUUUUGAAAAUGCUACGCCUUUGGACCCUGAAGAUGUAACCAUGUAUUCUGAAGGCUCAGUCAAGCAGCCUGAGUUGGACAACCUGCUGCCUUCGGUUCCAUCUUUACCUUCUUUUACUCUUCCUAAUGAAAUUUCUUCAAAAACAACACUAGGAACUGAUCCUGAUAACCGAGAAACAAAGCUGCUCUCAAACAGCGUUGACAGCUUGUUAACCACUAUUCCUGUGAAACCAGAGGAUGAAGCAGUAUGUGAACAGAAAGAGGGAGAAGCUGCACAAGAUCAUGAGUGAAACAGGUGCUGCUUUUGUUUACAGACUGCCAUAUGCUGUAAUACUACAGCUUGGAGUAUUUUUCUGAUUUUGAAAGAAUUACAGCUAUUCUAUUUUGUUAGUGUAGACAGUGCUAUAAAAAAAAUCAUAUGAAAUACAUAUCCUGUUGCCUUUUCCAAUCAUUGUUGAAUGGGUUGAUCUGUAUUCAAACUUUGAAUGCUGUCUAAAAUCACCAAAUUAAUGGAGAAAUUAAUGUAGAAACAAUUUGGAGACUGGCAAAAUGCUAAGUUCCUGAAUUUGUUCGCCUACAGAUGCUCCUGAAUGUAUUUAUGAAGGCACUCCGCCUGAGCAGUGACACUUAAUGAUGACUUUCUCAGUAUCAUUGGCAUUAAAAAAAAUUAUUUAUGGUUUUGACUUGCUAGAAAGCUUUUCUAACGGUACACCUCACUUUGACAGGUCUUGUGACUUUCAAGGCAUUUCCUAUCUGAAGAUAUCUUUGCUUACUACUCUGCAAACUCCGUUUUUUCUUGUUUUGGAGUCCCUUCUCUGUAACCGUUAUUCAUGUACCUUCUCUAUAACUACUUUUGCAGGAAAGGAAGUACCAUAUGGUUUCAAGUCACAGCAUAUAGACAGGACAAAAUUGUGUGGGUGGGUCACUUCAGUUCUUCAAUGGACCACAUGACAGUUUCACAGUAAAAAAAAAAAAAGGGUGAGGGGGAGAGAAAUGAUGAAACCACCUGAAUUCAAAGAUCAUUUUAAGUCAGGCCCAUGUGUUUUUUAGGGUGAUUAACCUUUUUAGUGGAGUUGAAUACAUCUUGGUUUCUGUAGUGACAGAAAUAGUUUUUCUUUAGUUGUGCUUCUCUGUUUUUAUACAAAUCAUUAGGUUUAAGACAUGGGGAUGGAACACACUAGUGCAGCACUAUCUAUUGCUUUUUCUAGCUGCUUUGUUUUGUUUGCACUUGUCUUCUAACAGCUUCUGAAUGUAGUAGCAAACAUGAACUGAACAAAGAAAGAAAUGUGGGUGUUUUCAUACCCCUCAGGGCAGUGAUUUAUGAUGGAAUUUUAAAUCUGCUGAUUAGGAAUAAAUUCACUAUAGCUGCUACAGUUACUGUGGUGAAAAUCUUCCAUGAAUUAAGAUAACUACAAUGUUGGGUGUGUUUUUAAGCCAGAGUAUACUUACUUAGCACAAUAUUGUCUAAUUGCCUUUUCUCCUACCCUGUUUCUACACUGGAGAUUAGUAAGCAGAAGUGACUGAUAAGGCUGAAACCUAGUAGCAGUGUGGUAGGGGAGCCUGGGUCAUGCUGAUUUGCCUGUCACUGCUCCGCUUCAGCAGGACGGUGCAGAUGAAGUUGCAACACAAGAGAAGUCUUCAGCUGAGUACAUGCUUACAUGAAAUCAGUCCUUUGUAUCCCUUAAUCUGUUAGUCUUAAACAGUGUUCACAUAAAAUGCAGUAGCUUUGGCCAGGAUGGUCACAAUACCUUCUGCAUUAAAGAAUGCAUUAAGCUCUACUGCAGGUAGUAGAUUUAAGAGAUGAGAAAUCUAGUCUUCUAAAUCAUCCGUUAAUAGUGAACAGAUUUUUUUACUAUACUGCUAAAAUGUCCUCUUUUCUUCCCCCAGCUGACUGUUACAAGGCUGAACAGCCAAACACUAAAAAUAAAUGUAACUUAAGCUAUGGGUAAGUUUGGUCUCAGACCCUGAUGACUGAAGACAUCUAGGUGAUCUAUUUGUUGGGGGGUUUUUUGUUGUUUAUUUCGGACUGUUUCUAGUCUUAAACCUUUGUCAAAACUGUUUUUAAGCUGGUAGUAGCUUAUUUAAGUGAAGCUAUACCAUAAGCACCCUUUAGAAAUUUAAGAGCAAGGAGUGUCAAAACCCAAACUAAACUUCAAAUAAUUAUUUCGGUAAUAAAUGGCUUAACACUUA
Molecule: messenger RNA, 3346 nt
Organism: Grus americana (Whooping crane)
Lineage: Eukaryota; Metazoa; Chordata; Aves; Gruiformes; Gruidae
Gene: GORASP1
Product: golgi reassembly stacking protein 1
Exons: 9
Coding region: 154-1446 (430 amino acids)
Biological process (GO): Golgi organization
Cellular component (GO): Golgi apparatus
Molecular function (GO): protein binding
Source: RefSeq, a predicted model, not a curated record